Molecule: messenger RNA, 1958 nt
Organism: Oreochromis niloticus (Nile tilapia)
Lineage: Eukaryota; Metazoa; Chordata; Actinopteri; Cichliformes; Cichlidae
Product: myelin-associated glycoprotein
Exons: 6
Source: RefSeq, a predicted model, not a curated record
UUACGGAUCGUUCUCUUUGUUUCAGGUGCUUUGGCUGGUUAUGCUGACUGGAUAAAACUCUACAUGACUGCCCCAAAGCAGCUGGAAGCACUGAGUGGAUCUUGUUUGCAUAUUCAAUGUAACUUCAGCACCAAAGACAAACAGAACUUUAACAGAAAAAGAAAAAUCUUUGGAGUGUGGAUUAAAAAUGACGCUAACUUUGGCAAAUAUCCAAACAAUGUGAUCUUCAACAGUAGUGGAGCAGUUAGCAUCUAUCCAAUGAGUAUUACUGGGAACCUGAGUCAGAGAGACUGCACCACUCUGUUUUCUAAUUUAACCACGAACUACACAGACACAUACUUCUUCAGAGUAGAGAGUGAACCAUUCAAGGCGACAGCUCAACAUGAUCCUCUUCAAAUAACAGUCAGAGAUUCUCCUUGGAGGCCCAAUAUUACAAUCCCAGGUGAUCUGAAGGAGAAGGAGUCUGUCACUAUAACCUGCUCAGCUCUCACUCCCUGUCCACACUCCCCUCCUCAACUCACCUGGAAUCUCCAACAAGACUCUCACAACAAAAUAGAGGAAAACACAGAUGGAAGCUUUACAACUAAAAUCCAGCAGACCAUCACUCUGUCAGACACACAUGAUGGAAAGAAGAUCAGCUGCUCUGCCAGAUAUCCUGUGAACCAAGGAAAAGACACCAAGACAGCAGAGACAGAAGAGACUCUCAGUGUUUCAUAUGCUCCUAAAGACACCUCAGCUUUCAUCAGUCCAUCAGGUUUGGUGUCUGCAGGCAGCUGGGUGAAGCUGACCUGCUCCAGCAGAGCCAAACCUCCAGUCAGCAGCUUCACCUGGUUCAAGAAGAGCAGAGAUGGAGCUGUGAAAGUAUCUGAAGGAGAGAUUUACAGCUUCAAUGUAACAGAUGGAGGAGUUUAUUACUGUGUGGCCACUAAUGAUCUGGGUGGAAACCUGGUUGGUGUCUAUACUAUAGUGAAGACUGUGGGAAUCAUAAUGCUCGUGAGCACACUGAUCAUAUUUGAGUGCUGGUUCAGAUCAAGACACUCCAACAAAUCAGAGACUGAAAGCUGUCAGAUGAGCAGAGUCACAUCACAAAACAUCAACUAAAGUUUCCACCGGAGGAAAAACUCCACCUUAAAAAACCACUAAAUUCACUGCAGUGAUGUUCAACAGUUGUACAUGACCGUUUUACUUUGAGUGUAAAAAUGGUGUUGCAGGAAUGGAAACAUUUACUUUGUGGAUAAUUUCAUAUCAUUCCUUCACUGCCCUGAGUCUGUAAAACAGGAGCUGCUUCAGCCUGACCAUCUUAUUGUUAAUAGUUUAUCCAUGAAUAUUGAUCAAACACCACACUUCUGUAAGACUGCUACAGCUUAUUAUUUGGACAAUCCUGUAAAUAUUUACACUCUAUUACACUUACAGCUGUGUUCUUGCUAUUACUAUUAAAUAACCUUUCAACAGCUACUGCUGCCCCCUUUGUGGACUACACAAAUGAAAAUUUUUGAAUGCCCUGAGGUGUUCAGACUGUGUUGGGGGAAUAGCAGUGAUUAACGAGUGCAACUUAAGUUAUGAUCCAUUUAAUCUAAGCUUACUUAAUGUUUCUUAAGAUUUAAGUAUGAAAAUCCAGUUUGCUGCAUUAUUAUCCACCAACCUCCUAAAUCCUGUGAUGACUCUGAAUGAAUUCUCUGAUCUGUUUUAAUAUAUUGUCGUCAAAUUUGACCAAAUCCUUUUGGUAGGUGACUUUAAUUUACACACUGACCGGAAAGUCAUUUAGUCCAGUGCAGCAUGUUAAUGGUGAAUUUGUGAUCCUCCAUUCAUCUUGUGCUGACUUGAACAUUUUCUCUUUAUCUCUCCUCUCUGGAUUUUUCUGUCACCACUUCAGAGUGAGUGUCUGAACUGGAGCCCUGGAAUCAGUGAUUGGAAAUCCUUCUGUUGUCACAUUCUGUUGUUGCUUCACUGUAAAUAAA